AUGGCUUUACAAGCAUUGAGAAAGGAGAAAUCCCGAGAUGCUGCUCGCUCCCGCCGGGGAAAAGAAAAUUUCGAGUUCUAUGAAUUGGCCAAGUUGUUGCCUCUUCCUGCAGCCAUCACUAGCCAGCUUGACAAGGCGUCCAUAAUUCGACUUACCAUUAGCUAUCUGAAAAUGAGGGACUUUGCUAACCAGGGGGACCCUCCGUGGAACUUGCGAAUGGAAGGCCCUCCCCCUAACACAUCAGUCAAAGUUAUAGGUGCACAAAGAAGGAGAAGCCCCAGUGCCCUGGCCAUUGAAGUAUUUGAAGCACAUUUGGGAAGUCACAUUUUGCAGUCCCUGGAUGGCUUUGUAUUUGCACUAAAUCAAGAAGGAAAAUUUUUGUACAUUUCCGAAACAGUCUCCAUCUACCUAGGCCUCUCACAAGUGGAGCUGACAGGCAGCAGCGUCUUUGACUAUGUCCACCCCGGGGACCACGUGGAGAUGGCGGAGCAGCUGGGCAUGAAGCUCCCGCCCGGGCGGGGGCUCCUCUCGCAGGGCACCGCUGAGGAUGGAGCCAGCUCAGCAUCUUCCUCCUCCCAGUCGGAGACGCCCGAGCCAGUGGAGUCAACCAGCCCCAGUCUGCUAACCACUGACAACACCCUUGAGCGUUCCUUUUUCAUCCGAAUGAAAUCUACUCUGACCAAACGUGGCGUGCACAUCAAAUCAUCAGGAUAUAAGGUGAUUCACAUAACAGGCCGCCUACGACUGAGGGUGUCGCUGUCCCACGGGAGGACCGUCCCCAGCCAAAUCAUGGGUCUCGUGGUUGUGGCUCAUGCCUUGCCUCCCCCUACGAUCAAUGAAGUCAGAAUUGACUGCCAUAUGUUCGUCACUCGAGUGAAUAUGGACCUCAAUAUCAUUUACUGUGAAAAUAGGAUUAGUGAUUAUAUGGAUCUGACGCCUGUAGACAUCGUAGGGAAGAGAUGCUACCACUUCAUCCACGCAGAAGACGUCGAGGGCAUCAGGCACAGUCACCUGGACUUGCUGAAUAAGGGCCAGUGUGUGACGAAGUACUAUCGUUGGAUGCAGAAGAAUGGAGGAUAUAUUUGGAUACAGUCUAGUGCCACCAUAGCUAUUAAUGCCAAGAACGCCAAUGAGAAGAAUAUCAUCUGGGUGAAUUAUCUUCUUAGCAACCCCGAGUACAAGGACACGCCCAUGGACAUCGCGCAGCUCCCCCACCUGCCCGAGAAGACGUCAGAAUCCUCGGAGACCUCCGACUCCGAAUCAGACUCUAAAGACACCUCAGGUAUUACAGAGGACAACGAGAACUCCAAGUCGGACGAGAAGGGGAACCAGUCCGAGAACAGCGAAGACCCGGAGCCCGACCGGAAGAAGUCGGGCAACACGUGCGACAACGACAUGAACUGCAACGACGACGGCCACAGCUCCAGCAACCCGGACAGCCGCGACAGCGACGACAGCUUCGAGCACUCGGACUUCGAGCACCCCAAGGCGGGCGAGGCGGGCUUCGGCGCGCUCGGGCCCAUGCAGAUCAAGGUGGAGCGCUUCGUGGAGAGCGAGUCGGACCUGCGGCUGCAGAACUGCGAGUCGCUCACGUCGGACAGCGCCAAGGACUCGGACAGCGCGGGCGAGGCGGGCGCGCAGGCCUCCAGCAAGCACCAGAAGCGCAAGAAGCGGCGGAAACGGCAGAAGGGCGGCAGCGCCAGCCGCCGGCGCCUGUCCAGCGCCUCGAGCCCCGGCGGCCUGGACGCGGGCCUGGGGGAGCCCCCGCGGCUGCUGUCCUCCCCCAACAGUGCCUCGGUGCUCAAGAUCAAGACGGAGAUCUCGGAACCCAUCAACUUCGACAACGACAGCAGCAUCUGGAACUACCCGCCCAACCGGGAGAUCUCCAGGAACGAGUCUCCCUACAGCAUGACCAAGCCCCCCAGCUCCGAGCACUUCCCGUCCCCGCAGGGCGGCGGCGGCGGCGGCGGCGGCGGCGGGGGCGGGGGGCUGCACGUGGCCAUCCCCGACUCGGUCCUCACCCCGCCCGGCGCCGACGGCGCCGCCGCCCGCAAGACUCAGUUCAGCGCCUCGGCCACCGCAGCCCUGGCCCCCGUCACCUCCGACCCGCUGUCGCCCCCCCUCUCGGCGUCCCCGCGGGACAAGCACCCCGGGAGCGGCGGCGGGGGCGGCCCCAGCGCGUCCAACUCCUUGCUGUACACUGGGGACCUGGAGGCGCUGCAGAGGUUGCAGGCGGGCAACGUCGUGCUGCCGCUGGUGCACAGGGUGACCGGGACCCUGGCGGCCACCAGCACGGCCGCGCAGAGGGUCUACACCACGGGCACCAUCCGCUACGCGCCCGCCGAGGUGACCCUGGCCAUGCAGAGCAACCUGCUGCCCAACGCGCACGCUGUUAACUUCGUGGACGUUAACAGCCCCGGCUUCGGCCUCGACCCCAAGACGCCCAUGGAGAUGCUCUACCACCACGUGCACCGGCUCAACAUGUCGGGACCGUUCGGCGGCGCCGUGAGCGCGGCCAGCCUGACGCAGAUGCCCGCCGGCAACGUGUUCACCACGGCCGAGGGACUCUUCUCCACGCUGCCCUUCCCCGUCUACAGCAACGGCAUCCACGCGGCACAGACACUGGAGCGCAAGGAGGACUGAGCGCCCCCAGCGCGGGGCGCUUCCGCUCGGGGGAGGCAUCGUCGGCGUUUUCGUUUAGACCUUUAAUUCUAGCACUUUGAAUUCCAGCAGGUCAGCGUCUUCUCUCCACACGACGGUCCCCGUUCCAUCCCCUCUUUCUUUAACUUGACUUAUUCUUUCCUGUAAAGAUAUGUUUAUUUUUUGCCUUCAGAGGGUCAGAGGACCAGUUGCCUGCCGUUUUGUCUUCUUCUGAGAUGUGUGUUGGGUUGUUUUGCUUUCCUUUGCAUCUUUAUUAAGAUGUCUUUAAUGUGUAUAUGCCUCUGCCAUAGAAUACUCAGUCUUGUGGUCAAGAGAUUGCUCAAGUGACAACCAUGGGGUUUUCUUCCUAAAGAUCUUGAUAUGAUCAAGAUUGAAAGAGACAAGCAUAAACAAUGUGCCCUGUUUGACUAAGUCAAAUGAAAUGGGGUGGUUUUUUUGUUUUUGUUCCUAAUUCCUU
This is a messenger RNA of Ceratotherium simum simum (southern white rhinoceros), 3118 nucleotides long. The record is from RefSeq and is a predicted model, not a curated record. Lineage: Eukaryota; Metazoa; Chordata; Mammalia; Perissodactyla; Rhinocerotidae.